Trichomonas vaginalis G3 is the source of this 273-nucleotide messenger RNA. RefSeq lists its product as uncharacterized. Lineage: Eukaryota; Parabasalia; Trichomonadida; Trichomonadidae. The record is from RefSeq and is a predicted model, not a curated record. The transcript has a single exon.
UUGCGUCAAGAUGAUUUAACUAUCGAACUUUUUGGUCGUGCUAGUGGUCGUCCUCUUCAACAACUUGUUCUUCAACCUAAUGAACGAUUUGAGAUCCGUAUCAAAGUUACAAUGAAACAAGGGAAGAAACUUGAUGAGAAAGAUCCAUAUUUAGGCGACAUUGUCUUCGAACACGAUGGCUCCGAAUCAUUAUCUAUGCCAUUAGUUUAUUCACCAACAGACGAAACUAACAAUGAACAAUCUAACAACCAACAACAGAAUAGUCAACAAUAA